This is a messenger RNA of Aspergillus nidulans FGSC A4, 1884 nucleotides long. RefSeq lists its product as uncharacterized. The transcript has a single exon. Gene Ontology annotation, molecular function: hydrolase activity; racemase and epimerase activity; racemase and epimerase activity, acting on amino acids and derivatives. The record is from RefSeq and is a predicted model, not a curated record. Bases 1 to 1884 code for a protein of 627 amino acids. NCBI's taxonomy places the organism in Eukaryota, Fungi, Ascomycota, Eurotiomycetes, Eurotiales, Aspergillaceae.
AUGACCCGAACGGUCCGCCUCGCCGCAGCCCAAAUGGGCACAACCAACAAAUGGGACGACCGAACCGAUACAUUGGCUCGAAUGAUCGCACUGCUCAGAGAAGCCGCAUCGCAAGGCGCGCAGGUCGUCCUCUUCCCUGAGAUUGCUUUCACCACGUUCUUCCCGCGGUACCUGAUCACCGACGAAACCGAGUUGGAGAGCUGGUUCGAGCACGGCGACAUCCGCACAGCACCCAACACAAAAGCCCUCUUUGAUGCUGCGCAUGAAUUAGGCGUCGAUAUCUGCGUCGGCUUCGCAGAAGCGACUGAAUCAGGCGAGCACUAUAACAGCUGCGUGUACUAUCAUGCUGCCACCGGCGACAUCUUAUCGCGGUACCGCAAAAUCCAUCUGCCUGGGGACUUCGAACCGCUUCCUGAUCCGACAGCCGUGAACCAGCUAGAGAAGAGGUACUUUCUUCCUGGGAAUCUGGGGUUCAAGGCGUUUCGGGUGCCGGGGCUUGUCGAACAAGUCCUCAAGUCUGAUUCUAGCGCUGGCACAGAAGGAACGGCGAAAGGAGACCCAAUCUUGGGGCUCAUGAUUUGCAAUGAUCGCCGCUGGGCCGAGUCCUGGCGUGCGUACGGACUGCAAGGCGUUGAGAUCGUGCUGUGUGGAUAUAAUACUAACGGCUUUGCGCCGCAAUUCUGGGGACAGAGCGGAGAUAUGUCCCGAGAAGAGGCGGAAGCGCUCUCACUCUUUCACCACAAACUCGUUAUGCAGGCACAUAGCUACACGAAUGCCACCUUCUCUGUCAGUUCGGCACGCUGUGGCAACGACGACGGGAAGUACCCCCUCAUCGGAGGCAGCAUGAUUGUAGACCCAGAGGGGCGGGCCAUUGCAGAGACGAAGACGGUUGAGGAUGAGGUGAUUGUUGCAGAUUGUGAUUUAGAGCUUUGUAACGCUGGCAAGAAGCGGACGUUCGAUUUUGCAAGGCAUAGACGCGUGGAACAUUAUAAGAUCCUGGUGGAGCAGACGGGGGUAGUUGAACCGCCUCUGCUUGCCGAUACGUCUGCGGUUGGUGGCAUCGAGGAAGAGGCUCGUGCCCCUCCUGUUGAGACGAACUCGACGAUAUCACCCGAUAUCAUCAGGGGAGAUACUGGACCAGACAAGAAAUACCGCAUCCUAUUGGUAAACCCCAACGCCACGUGGUCCAUGACGUUUAAUUGUCUUGAGAUGGUUGCGCCAACAUUACCCUCCGAUAUCCAAGUUGACGGCUUCACAUCGCCGCAGCCUGCGCCCACUGCGAUCGAGGGUUCGCUGGACGCAGUGCUCUCCACGGCCGCCGCCGUUCGCGCCAUUAUCCCAAUUGCAAGGCAGUACGAUGCCUUCCUCGUCGCCUGCUACAGCGAGCACCCGCUUAUCAAGGCGUUGAGAGAAGAACUCACUACUCCUGUGGUGGGUAUUAUGGAGGCAUCUCUUUUCGCUGCGAGGACACUAGGAGGCCGGUUUGGCAUUGUUGUUACCUCAUCAAGGUCUGGAGUUCUCCACACCGACUCGAUUAGACGCUAUGGGUAUGAAGGAUUCAGCAUUGGCGUGGAGAGCUGUGGGCUUGGUGUCCUUGGUCUUGAGAGGAAGGGAGAGCAGGAGGUGCUUGAUGCGAUGUGUGGUGCUGCGCGAAAACUCGUCGAACGCGGGGCGGAUGUGAUCACGCUCGGCUGUGCGGGAAUGACGAAGCUGAAGGAGGCUGUUGAGGAGGCGGUUGGACCAGAAAUACAAGUUGUUGAUGGCGUUGUUGCUGGAGUUCAUCAUCUUAUUGGGUUAUUGAGGAUGGGGGGAAGGACGGCGAAGAGGGGGGUUUAUGCUAGUUCAAGGCUGACAAGGGAGAUGAGAGGGCAGGACUAUCUGUAG